Sus scrofa (pig) is the source of this 1898-nucleotide messenger RNA. Lineage: Eukaryota; Metazoa; Chordata; Mammalia; Artiodactyla; Suidae. The record is from RefSeq and is a predicted model, not a curated record.
GCAUAUGGAGGUUCCCAAGCUAGGGGUCAAAUUGGAGGGUGCAACGCCAGGUCAGAACCGCAAUUGCAACCAAUACCACAGCUCAUGGCAACAAUGGAUCCUUAACCCACUGAGCAAGGCCAGGCAUUGAACCUGCAUACUCAAGGAUACUAGUCAGAUUCAUUUCCUUUGAGCUAUAGCGGUAACUCCUUAAUUAAAUUAUCAUCUACAGUGAAAAGUAAAUUAAUGGUGCCAAAAUUUCCCAUACAUCAACCAUAAAAUACAUAUUUGAGAAGACCCUCUGCAAUUAAAAAAAUUGAAAAUAACACCAUAUUAGAAAUGUAUUCUUCAGAAAAAUACUAGUGACCCAGUAUUACAGAUAAUAAAAGCUGAAACUAUUUAAAAUACAUAAACACUCCCAAGAAUUCUCAUUCUGUUACUUUUAGUGUGCAUAUUAUUAUUAUUAUUAUUUACUAUGUCUGGUCACUUAUGAUGGAGCAUGAUAAUGUGAGAAAAAAACAAUGUAUACAUGUAUGUGUAACUGGGUCACCAUGCCGUAAGGUAGAAAAUUGACAAAACACUGUAAACCAGCUAUAAUGGAAAAAAAAAUCAUUAUAUAUAAAAAAAUAAUGUGCAUAUUAUAAUGAAGAUAAUUUAAAGUUUUUGCUUAUAGUGAUUUUUUAUAAAUAAUUUUCUUACAAAAUGAAUUUUGAAUUGUGUUCUUUAUAAAUUCACAAAUACAAAAUCUCAAAAAAAUUUAAUUUUAUUGUCCCCCUUUCCUUUCGAGUCCUAAUUUGUAAAGCAGAUUAGUUACAUGGUUAUCAUAAUUAACCUGGACUGCUUAGGAGAGGUCAGAUACACUAUAGGAUUUGUAGUUCACACUGUGGUUACAGGAAAUCUCAAAAUUUCUUUGUAACCAAGUGGGCUUAAGAUGUAAUAGAACCAGUAAAUUUGUUAAAAGACUGCAGUAACAAGGAAGGAAAAGAUCCUGACUGCAGAGACUGCAUUAUGUUGAGGAACGGGAACACCUUGUCCCAAAGCUGUUUCCUUCAGUUGGAGGGACAUAUAAAAAACGCGGCUAAGGGUAACGCUUCUCUUUUUCUUCCUCCCUGGAGGGGGAAAUCAGCUAUCUGAUUGGUCAGUUCCGAAAGCGGAAGUCGGCGUGUGUGACCCGCCCCUUCCUUUCCUCUUAGGGAGGAGCAGUUCCUAAAGUGCACAAUUUUACUCCUCCUCUCCGGGCGGUAAGGUUGAUAGGUCCAGAAUUUGCCUCUGCGUUCUCUUCUGUUGGCUGCCGUUUGUCUGUCCUUGAGCUAAUCUUUUUAUGAAUGAAAAAGAGCCUGAAACCCACAUGCUGCUUGAGCUGGUUUAUUUAAAUCUCUGAAAAUAUAUGAUGCUUCAGUACUUUCUUCAUUUUGUCCAGAAAUGGGGGAAGGGGACAAGGAAUCCGAAUCUUGAACUUUUGAGGAAAGCAUCUGAGCUUCAGAGUUCCCGCCAGGUUUAUUUUUAAGGAAAUAGACCAGCAGCUUCAAUCAACUGCAGUUCUACCAUACCUUCAUAAUGUUUCCCUUGGUCAGAAAUGUGCUAAGUAGUAUCAGGAUUCGAAGCAUUCAGCAAAUUAGGACAAGACAGAACCACUCAAAAUACUCACCAGAUUUUCAUGACAAAUAUGGUAAUAUUCUACUAGCUGGCGGAACUGCCUUCUGUCUUGUUGCAUGGGUGUUGAUAGCUACACAGAUUGGAAUAGAAUGGAACCUGUCCCCUGUUGGCAGAGUCACCCCGAAAGAGUGGAAUGAUGACUAACCAUCAGAGUUACUGUAAUACAGAAUUGUUUCCAACCCAACUUGUCAUUUAAGUUCUUUCUUGCUCAUUAAGAUAUAGCAUAAUUGAAGAAAUAAAAUGUAUUUGGAACUUUUAAAAAG